Molecule: messenger RNA, 1047 nt
Organism: Colletotrichum abscissum
Lineage: Eukaryota; Fungi; Ascomycota; Sordariomycetes; Glomerellales; Glomerellaceae
Exons: 4
Coding region: 1-1047 (348 amino acids)
Biological process (GO): secondary metabolic process
Cellular component (GO): nucleus; cytoplasm
Molecular function (GO): hydrolase activity
Source: RefSeq, a predicted model, not a curated record
AUGUUGCGCUUCUUGUGCCUUCCCGGUGCCUACGGCAGCUCGGACUUCAACUUGGUGAGUUCUCCCUCAUGCAAUAGACACCACAGACUUAUCGUGAGCGGCUUCACUAUUGAGAUUCACUUACUGAUAGUUCUCUCAGCCCCCAUCUUGAAGGAGCUUACUGAGGAUGGCACGGCUCAGUUCCACUUCAUCCAUGGACCUUGCAAGGCCGUCCCGCCUCCGGGAUUUGAGGACUAUUUCGGAGCUCCCCCCUACUACCGCUUCAUCGAGCCCGAUAGAGAUGUCGAGAAGUCCCACAGCGACGAUGUCCUCAUGCGCAUUCGUGACUUCCCCGACUGCGAGACCCCCGAAGACACGAUGAGAGAGCUCAUGAGAGAAGGCAUCGCAACCACCCACCGCAGUACCGACAGAGCCAUCAAGUUCCUGGCCGACAUUGUCGCGAAGCGCGGCCCCUUUGACGGCAUCAUCGGCUACUCCGAGGGCGCCACCGUGGCAUCCACCUUUAUGCUUUACGAGCAGCGUCGCCUCAAGCGCUCCGGCAUCAAGCCGGCGUUCAAGUACGGCAUCUUCUUUGCUGGCUGGCCUCCGGUCGACCCCAAGACUCACGCCCUGGUCCUCUCUGACGAGAGCGAGGAGCGCAUCGAGGCCCGCACCUUGCACAUCAUCGGAUCCUUGGAUCCUUAUGUCGAUGGUUCUAUGGCCCUUUACAACAUGUGCGAUCCCGACACCGCAUAUCUUUUCGACCACGCCAAGGGCCAUACCCUACCCCGUGACAAGGAUACCAUCAAGGAGCUUGGCGACAUCAUCCGCGAGACCCAGGCUGACAUGCAAGAAGAGGGUCUCUUGUCCAUUAGAGAUAGACGGGUGUUUGGCAUGCCGCAUAUCCUGGAGCCUGCUGGAGUCGGGUAUUAUGGUUAUUUGGGUUUUCUUGCGUCGGUUUAUGGUUUUCCUGGCUUUACUGGUUUUCAAAUCAUGUUUAUCGCCACCGACUUCUUCAAGGGGGUUUUGGAUGGGUUAUUAGUUGCUAGGCAGGACGAGUGCAGCUAG